AUGCCUGCUCGUCAACCAUUCGACUCCACAACCACGACUCCCCGUCUCAGCAUGGAGCGCCGCGAGUCAACGGACCAGCCUGACGAGACUGCCGACAUGAAGGAGACGUCUCACCCAUCUCUCGAAGGAGAUGAUCAUGAUAAAGAGACCGACGUGGAAAGUGCACAAGAACCACUCUCGUCUUCCGAAAAGCCUGCCGACAAAGACCCCAACCUGGUGGAAUGGGAUGGGCCAGAUGACCCUGGAAAUCCGCAGAACUUCUCUCGGCGUCGCAAAUGGUUGAUCACCGUGACCAUGUCCACGAUGACCAUGUGGAUUACAUUUGCCAGCAGUGUCUUCUCAACCGCUACCAUGGUGACCGCGAAGGAGUUUGGGGUCUCGACCGAGGUGAUGACCCUGGGAACGAGUUUGACCGUCUUCGGAUUUGCUUUGGGUCCUCUCUUCUGGGCUCCUUUGAGUGAGCUCUACGGACGCCGCCUGCCUCUGUUCUCCGGAUAUGCAGUCUUUGCGAUCUUCCAGAUCCCCGUGGCCGUGGCCCAGAACAUCCAGACGAUCAUGGUUUGUCGGUUCCUCGUCGGUGUCUUUGGUUGCUCGCCGCUCGCGGUCGUCGGCGGUGCAAUGGCCGACCUCUGGAAUCCCAUCGAUCGAGCCGUUGCCAUUGCCAUGUUCAGCUCGGCCACCUUCCUGGGUCCUGUCCUUGGUCCCAUCAUCGGCGGCUUCUUGACCGACUCGUAUCUCGGCUGGCGUUGGACCGCCUGGAUCACCCUGAUCACCUCCUCCUUCUUCGGUCUCCUCGCGCUCUUCAUCGUCCCAGAGACCUACGCGCCCAAACUUCUGCAGCAACGAGCAGCUCGCCUGCGCCGCGAGACCAAAAAUUGGGCUCUCCACUCCUUCCUGGACGAACACGAACCCAGUCUCGCCGAGAUCGGUCAGAAAUACCUCCUCCGUCCUCUCCAGAUGCUCGUCAUGGAACCCAUCCUCAUCUGCAUGACCAUCUACCUCGCCCUGGUCUACGGCAUCCUCUACCUCUUCUUCGAAGCCUACCCCAUCUCCUUCAACCUCGUCCGCGGCUGGACCAGUCUCGGCGUCGCCGCGCUCCCCUUCAUCGGCAUCAUGAUCGGUGUUCUCUUCGGUGCCGCCCUCAUCAUCUACACCACCAAAACCCGAUUCGCCCGUAAACUCGCCAAGCACGGCAAGGUCGUGCCCGAGGAACGUCUGGUCCCCAUGAUGGUCGCCUCCGUCUUGUUGCAUCGGCCCAUCGGCUCUUUGGGUCUCAACUACAUCAUCGACGUCUACAUGAUGUUCGCCAACUCGGCCAUCGCAGCGAAUACCCUCAUUCGAUCCGCGCUCGGGGGUGCCUUCCCCCUCUUCGCAACUCAAAUGUACACCAAUCUCGGCGUCGACUGGGCAUCGAGUGUCCUGGGCUUCAUCACCAUUGCUAUGAUUCCCAUUCCGAUUCUAUUCUUCUUCUAUGGUGCACGCAUUCGUGCCAUGAGUCGGUUCACUCCCAAGUUCUAA
Penicillium oxalicum is the source of this 1518-nucleotide messenger RNA. RefSeq names its product MFS transporter. The coding region runs from base 1 to 1518 and encodes 505 amino acids. The record is from RefSeq and is a predicted model, not a curated record. Lineage: Eukaryota; Fungi; Ascomycota; Eurotiomycetes; Eurotiales; Aspergillaceae. Gene Ontology annotation, molecular function: transmembrane transporter activity. Gene Ontology annotation, biological process: transmembrane transport. The transcript has 2 exons.